This is a messenger RNA of Carassius auratus (goldfish), 825 nucleotides long. It is a transcript of the gene spaca9, whose product is annotated as sperm acrosome associated 9. The record is from RefSeq and is a predicted model, not a curated record. The coding region runs from base 112 to 756 and encodes 214 amino acids. The transcript has 4 exons. Lineage: Eukaryota; Metazoa; Chordata; Actinopteri; Cypriniformes; Cyprinidae. Gene Ontology annotation, cellular component: acrosomal vesicle; sperm flagellum; ciliary base.
UCACAAGCAUCAUACUCUUGUUACUGAGCAACGCAAAUUAAAUUACACAGAAACAGUAGCGACUUUGAUAAACCGUUAUAAUACGUACUAAAACAGGUUACUAACACUGAGAUGACUGACGUCAGAGAGCAGAUACUUUCCGUUGAGCAGAAGUAUAAACUUUUCAAACAACAGCAGUUUAUAUUUAUAACGGCUCUUGAGCGCUCGAGGGAGAACGCCAGGGACAAAACUGAGCCUGUCUCCACCGUGACACAGGUCCAAAGGUACAUGAAUCACCACUGCAGCAAUUCCACAGACAGACGCAUCUUCUCACUCUUUUUGGAAAUUAUUUCUGAUCUUGAAGGUAUUUUAAAACAUCUGGAGACCUCACUGUCAAGCAAAAACACUUCUAGUGAGGGCCUGAACACUUGCAGGGAGAUCCUGAGCCUCAACAGUAACAUCAGUGAGCUAAGAGCACACUACCCACACAAUGAAAUCAACCGGCUAAGCUGUGAUGAAGCAAGAAAUUUCUAUGGCGGGAUUGUGAGUGUGAUUCCACUGGCUCUAGACCUCCUCAACACCUACAGCAGAGGAGGUGCUCAACGUGUCACUCCAACAGCUACAGAAACAUCUCAACAAACAGUUGCAAAAAAUGCAGAGAUGGUUGAAGGCCUUGAUAAAGAUACCAGUAACAAACUGAGUAGAUAUAAAGAAGGUGCAGGUGGCUGGCAUGCUGGAAAACCAGCCUGGAAGCCACCGGGAAAUACAAGGAGAUAAAACACUUCUUUCAACACUUAUGCAUGUAUUGCAGUGAGCGGUCACACAAAGUAUUAUUAAAAAUACAAU